Molecule: messenger RNA, 1314 nt
Organism: Vairimorpha ceranae
Lineage: Eukaryota; Fungi; Microsporidia; Nosematidae
Exons: 1
Coding region: 1-1314 (437 amino acids)
Source: RefSeq, a predicted model, not a curated record
AUGUUCAGUUUCUUUUAUUUUUUUACAGGCAUAUAUAAUUCAACAAAUAAUGAUUUUAUCAGUACUAUGGAAUCUGUCGUAAGUAAUAUGAAUGAAAGUAGCGCAAAAAAUAAAUAUCAAUAUAAUCAAACUUCAAAUAACAGCGAUGACACAAAUCAAUUUUUGGAACAAGAAGAUUUUGAAUUAGCAGAGAUUAUUGAAAAUGCUCUAGAUUUAGAAGAAGAAUUACAAUAUAAAAAUAGACUAGGCUCUGCCUCUUAUAGUCCCAUUUUUUAUACAAUGAAUUCUCAGUGUUUUAAAGAUAGGAAUAAUGAAACUCUAGAUACCUCUGUUAUAAAAAAACUUAUAAUGGACGAUAAUAGUAAGUGUGUAAUUUCUGAAGAUGCAAGGCAUUCGGAAGAUAGUUUUCAAAAUAGUUUUAGUAUUUAUAAUAAUCAUGCGUCUAACGGCUUUGAAUUCCAAAAACAAUGUGAUGAAGUUUUAAACUCUGAUAAAGAUGUUAAUGACCAAAGUAAAAAUAUAAAAUGUAAAGAGAUUACAACAUAUAAAGAUAAAAUAGACUUAAUGAAUAAGUUUUAUUAUGCUUAUAUCGAAAAAUUUACUAGAUAUCUGGUUUCUAAAAAAGUAUUAAAUUACAAUCUUGUAUUUCAAAAUGGAAGAGUACAACCCAAUAACAAACAAUUGCCAAAUUUAGACAUAUUUGUGGAUUUUUGUAGGGGGGUUCUUAGUCAAUUAAAAUCCGCAUUUGACAGAGCCAAAAAUGAGCAAAUUUUGAUUUCAAAAAAAGAUUUCUUUCUUGGAAAUAUAGACCAAAAAUUUAUAUAUAAGUUAUCAAAGGCCAAAAGGCUCUAUUAUAUUAGAAAAAAAAAUUUAAAUAAGAGUAUUGAAUUUCAAAUAAAAAAGAUAGAAGAAGAUUCUAUUUUUAAAGAAUCUUCAUGUGAAUCUAUAAAAGAAUUAAUAGUAGAAUGCAAUAUGUUUUUAAAAGAAGUGUUAAAAUAUCUUUUGUCUUUUACUUUAACUACUAACCUACAAAAAAGGAAUUUAAAAUUUAUUUACAAUGAAUGUAAAGAUAUCUCACAAAGAAUAACAAAUAUUUCACAAACUGUACAACUAGAAUGUACGGUUGUAAUUAUAAACAUGCUUAUUGAAAGAUUAGAGCGCCCUCGGUAUUUUUUAGUUGAGAUGAAUCGUAAUUUACUUUUGUUUUUCAAUUCUAUGACAUAUUUGUCUACAAACGUUAAAUGGUUAAUUUCCCCUUUAAAAGACAUUAUGGAUAGUAUUGAUAAAGAAUAUGAACGUAGAGAAUUCAACUAA